Ochotona curzoniae (black-lipped pika) is the source of this 5246-nucleotide messenger RNA. It is a transcript of the gene SLC39A9, whose product is annotated as solute carrier family 39 member 9. The transcript is spliced from 6 exons. Gene Ontology annotation, biological process: zinc ion transport; transmembrane transport. Gene Ontology annotation, cellular component: membrane. The record is from RefSeq and is a predicted model, not a curated record. Lineage: Eukaryota; Metazoa; Chordata; Mammalia; Lagomorpha; Ochotonidae. Gene Ontology annotation, molecular function: metal ion transmembrane transporter activity. Bases 1207 to 1776 code for a protein of 189 amino acids.
CUGAUGUGUUCAUACGAAGCAAUGCUACUCAGGAAAAGCAAAAACUACUGUUGGCAUUACAAAGCAGGAGUAAUUCUGAAAAGAGUGUGUCAAGCAUGUUCUUAUAUAAAAGAGUGCCAGCUGCACAGUGCCACUUCUAGGGGAUCCAACACCAGGGUAGGCUGUGUAGGUGGACGAAGCAGGUGAGAGCUGAUGAUGGGGCAGCACUGGCUGCAGAGCAGAGCAGGAGAGCUCUGUGCUCUCUGCUUCCACCUUGGUGGUAGUUCACAUUCGUAGAUACUCACUGUGCUUUGUUGCAUGUAAAUUGCACCCCACUGAAGUUAAUUUCUUUUAAAAGAGUUGGGCAUUUAGAAAGAAAUAAGUGAAAGUACUUGUAGGAAAAAAGAAUCAUCUGAUUUAGUUUCUCAGGGAGAGGGAAGGUAUGGGUGGAGACGAGAGGUGGUGUGGCUGCAGGACCAUGUGUGCUGAGUUAUCAUUUAUAACUUAAGUGAUAUCUAGAGUGUUAAGCCUCAGUUCAUGAAAACAACAAUAUUUUUUUUUUUUUACCUUUAAUCACUUGUGUUUUACAGUCAAAUAUAUAGAACUAAUUAGAGGUAUCAUUUGGUCAGAAGUCAUUUAAUAUUCAGUUUCCUCAUAAACACUGUGUUUCUAGAACUGAAUUUAGACUGCAGGAUGUAUUGCUCUUCAUUAUUCUUUUUAAAAAUGAAAAUUUUAUUCUCAACAUGUUCUUUGUAAUUUUUAUAACAAUGUAGAUACCAAACCUAGGUGAACUUGAUUUUAAUUUUGUUCAUUGUUACUUCUCUUUGUUCACCUGUUUUCAUCAGAAUAAAACUUACUGUAGUUUGUGCUGAGAUUGGCAUGAAUUUCUCACACAGUGAUUUGAAGCUGCAGUUCCUCUGGGAAUGAUUGUUUCCCUGCGUGGUGAUUGGCUGCCACUUCCCAGGUUUUGAGUGUAAUAGGCAGUCAGAAGGUCGGCCCAAAGCAGAAGACACUGGGGAGUUUUUUUCAUCGUGAAGUUUAUGAUUGGAUUACAGUUUGGAAAGUGGGUGUCCUUGAUGAAAACCCCACCAAGCAAGUGAAACACAGAAUGUGAUUGCAUCGGACAAGGCGGCAGACGUAGCGGUUGUCCGUGAACAUGAGCAUGGACAUGACCACACGCAGCUCCAUGCCUACAUCGGUGUUUCCCUCGUCCUGGGCUUCGUGUUCAUGUUGCUGGUGGACCAGAUUGGCAGCUCCCACAUGCAUGCUACUGAUGAUCCAGAAACCUCAAGGCCUAGCAGUUCCAAAAUCACCACCACGCUGGGCCUGGUCGUCCAUGCUGCAGCUGAUGGCGUUGCUUUGGGAGCGGCAGCCUCCACCUCACAGACUAGUGUCCAGCUGAUUGUGUUUGUGGCAAUAAUGCUACACAAGGCACCGGCUGCUUUUGGGCUUGUUUCCUUCUUAAUGCAUGCGGGUCUAGAGCGGAAUCGGAUCAGAAAGCACUUGUUGGUCUUUGCACUGGCAGCACCAGUUAUGUCCCUGGUGACAUACUUAGGACUAAGCAAGAGCAGUAAAGAAGCCUUGUCAGAGGUCAAUGCCACUGGAGUAGCCAUGCUUUUCUCUGCCGGGACCUUUCUUUACGUGGCCACAGUACAUGUCCUCCCUGAAGUGGGCGGAAUGGGGCACAGCCACAAACCGGACACCGCGGGAGGGCGAGGCCUGAGUCGCCUGGAGGUGGCAGCCCUGGUUCUAGGUUGUCUCAUCCCACUCAUCCUGUCAAUAGGACACCAGCACUAGAUGUUCAGGCUCCAGCCCCACACUGUGGCUGUCCUCCAGUGAGAACAGGCGGCUCGUGAGAGCUUCUCACUUCCUCAGUCUCUUGUCUGGCCUUGCCCAUCUCCACCUGUAUUCCUAGAGUCUGGAGGGAGGUGAGAUGAAAACCUGGAGAAAUGGGAAUGCUUUUAGAGUAGAAGCAACACAUUACAAUUAGAUAUAGACAUUCCAUUGUGUUGUCUUUGGAUUCUGAAUUUCGAUGUUUCUAUUAACCCUAUUCUCAGGGAAGAUGGAAUUUAGUUUUAAAGAAAAGUGGAGACCUUCAUACUCACAAUGAAAUAGUAAUUGUGAAGGUACAAUGUUCUGUAACGGAUCUAAAGUCUUUCUUGUUGGUUUCAAGGCUCUGGUGCCUAUUCAUCCAUGUGUGAUAUGGUUCUCACCAUGUAGGCCUGAAGCUUUAGCGUCUGGGCCAUUGCCUUGAGAGAAGGUCUUAGCACCCAGUCUCUUAGAGAUGAGGGUGACUGCGGUCCAUUGGGGAAUUGAUGCAAGUCACCGAAGGUGACUUUAUACUUGGAAGAGCUGUGCCUGGAAAGGCAUGUCAGCAGAGACUUAGACACUCAUUCUGCACGUGCCUCUCGCAGUACAGUCUGCCAUCCCUCGUGGGUGGAGCUGGCUGCUGAAGAGGUGACCAGGCCUUUGGAGCAUUGCUUGUCAUGUUCUCUGUUGCAGAACACCUGGCCCUAGCACAUUGUUCAGAGGAGCUGAGUUCAGCUAAGGUCAGGUCUAUGCUUUCCUUUGAGAACAAUUAAAACACAAUUUAUCUUUGGAAAUGAAGGGAUACUAAAUUUUAAGUGAAUUUGAGUAAUUAUUGACAUCUUUGUAGUAACCUUUUAAAAAUAAGACUACCAAAACCUGUGAAAUUUUUGUUGUUGUUGUUUCUUAUAUGUGUUUUUCUCUCUGGCUAAACACUUGGUCAGCUUGGGGUGCUGUGUAUCUUUUCACAGGAGGCCCUGACUGAAACAGUAAGGAAGGUCUGUCGGUGUCACACCUGGGCAGUGUUUGCCUGUCGGUUGAAAGCUUAUUGAAAUCAUGUCUGUCUCUUCAUCUCUUCCCUGCUUUUCUUCUCCUGUUUCCCUCUGGGCUCCCUCCCCACCACCUGCUGCUCACUGCUGAUGGCGAUGUCCAUCCUUGCGUGAGAUGAAUCCUCGCGAGGACAACCACUUACUGAACUGUGAUGGUGAUGCUAACAGUGUCUGUCCUUCACGGAAGUCACCUUUGUGUCAAGUGCAGUUUGUUAAGUCCUUGAAAUACCACCCCCUCGUGUGAGUGACUCCAUCACCUUCAGACAACUGAGAUAGCAGAAAGUGUUUAAUAAACUAGGGGAAUUUUUUUCAUAUUUGCCAAAAUUUGCAUAAGCCCUGUUUUGUCAAAUAAGUGUAUAAUAAUGUAUUAUUAAUUUAUUUUGAUUUUCUGUACCAUUUCAAAACACAUUAAGAGGGAACAAAGACUGAUUUGUUCAGGGUAGUGAGUUUAGUCAUUUGUAAAAAUGUUUUAUAAAAAAAAUGAGGCAGAAGCCAGCAUGCCGUGGUUGCUUUUUUUUUUUUUUUUUUUUUUUUUUUUGUUCUUUUCUAGAUUUGUCACUACUGGGUCAGCAGCUGUGGAAGUAAACUUGCAGACCCUCUGCUGGCUGCAAUGGAGAAAGCAGCAAAAAAAAAAAAAAUGUAGUCUUUCUAUAUAGUGGCUGGCAACCAUUGCACAACAUUUUAAAAUAAAGAGGGACAGAAAGAUUUUAGAGUCUGGCUUGGUUUGGAUAGUAGUAUUUUCUAUAAUAUUGAUGUGUGCAAUGGGCAGAAGUUUGUGUCUGCUGGCCAAAGUCUCUUUCAGCAGUGCCUUGCCAUCCUGCUUUAAAAAAUUGGCUUGAAUAUCUCAUAAGGAUUGAACCAUUCAACUUCCAAGUUUGCCUUCCCCCAUGGACCUCACUGUUAACAAACCUUUCCAGACCUGUCAGCUCUCAGAAGCAAUGGGCUUUCCCAGAUUGCACAGCUGCUGCUUAGGGAGGUGCUUGUUCCUCUCCUGGGCAGCAGGCAGAAAUAGCCAUACACACCUUCCAGGGCUCCCAGGCAGCCAGGGGAGCCAGCAGCCCAUGCAGAGGGAGGCUUGUUCCUGCCGUGGGCAGUAUCCCACGAGAGGCCAUACUAGUGCUCCCUCUGGCACAUUUUGGUUCCGUUCCUCGUGUUUAAAACUGCCUCCUGAGAUGUGGAUGCCUUACUGCUCUGACACGUUGGAAGACACUGGUGAAACUGGAAUUGCUGCCAUGAUUACAGAUGGAAUGAUUGGCUACCAAAGAGGUGAGGUCAGUGGUGGGAGAGUAUGGUCCUGCCUCAGAACCAAAGCGAAUAUCUAAUUGCAUUUCAGCUCCCUCCUCCCAGUGGAGAUAGACUUCAGGUUCCAAGUGUCCUCCUAGAGGCAAGUGAAGUAGAACAACACUAACCCGCUCCCCUUCCCGACUCUCAGUUGCCAUUUCACCAAAACGGUGAUGUGCCAGAUUGGAUUCAGUUUUCUGUGUUUUGGGCAAAGGAACUACACCAGUACAUACUGUUGGAAAUGGAACUAAUCAAAAAGCCUGUGUGUUCUGUCCACCUGCCCUGCCCCACUUCAUCUUUUUAUUUCAAAAUAGCUGAGCUGCCUUUGUUGGAGUGUUUUAGCUCAUUAGAAAAAAAGAAAGGGAGUGGCUGUUUUGAAGUGUCAUUUCUUUGUAGAAAGGGGGAAAGUGUGAUUUCUUUUUUGUAGCAGCCGAUUUCUUGGUGUUUACCUAAUUUUUCAAGAAUUAGAACUAGGAGGACACACCAGCGCUGCAGGGUGUUACGUCCCUGGUACGCAGUAGCUGGGUUCUGAACCUGGGAAAUUUAUGUCAACAGCACAAGCCUCCUCCCAGCCCAGAAUGUUCUGCCUUUCGGAUCCCUUGGACUGAGAGUAAAGACCAGAUCCACCCCUGCCCCUGCUGCAGUGCAAGGUUAGAGCCCUCCAUGGAUGUUCUGUGGGGGACGCAUCCUUGGGUUGGAAACUCCCUGCUUGCUACAGAGUGGCCCCCAACACCCACUGUUGGAGCUGCUGUGAUUUGAAGCCUCGGGACGUAACCUGUGUGAGCUGGAGACACCUCAGUUCACCGUGGGAGACCUGAAGAUCAGUGGCUUAUGAGAAAGGAUGAGACGGCCAUCAAUAGAUCUAACACAGUUGCUGAACACGGGAGCCUGGCCUUGACCUUUCAGCAUCUUCCUGCAAGUUGGAGUCUCCUGGGAGAUUAGGAACACACUACAAUUGCCUUGGCUCGGUGGCCUGGGCAGUAGUUUUAAAUGUCCCUUUUUCUGGAUCCUUUGUAAACAUGAAAUCAUUCCAUGGAUGGCUGCCUUAUGAUUUUGUCUCUUUCCACUUUAAUUGUGAAUGGUUAAAUAAUUGUUUCCUGAUUUGUUUUAUGAUAUUAAAUUUUUAUUAGU